Molecule: messenger RNA, 3493 nt
Organism: Pygoscelis adeliae (Adelie penguin)
Lineage: Eukaryota; Metazoa; Chordata; Aves; Sphenisciformes; Spheniscidae
Gene: KDELR3
Product: KDEL (Lys-Asp-Glu-Leu) endoplasmic reticulum protein retention receptor 3
Exons: 5
Coding region: 1-681 (226 amino acids)
Biological process (GO): protein retention in ER lumen; endoplasmic reticulum to Golgi vesicle-mediated transport
Cellular component (GO): endoplasmic reticulum; membrane; cis-Golgi network
Molecular function (GO): ER lumen protein retrieval receptor activity
Source: RefSeq, a predicted model, not a curated record
AUGGAGGGAGACAUGGAGGAGACGGCCGCGGGUGGCGGCUGGGGACAGGGCCAGCGGCAGCCAGAGCUGGUCCUGGGGGUCCUUCCUCUCAUCUGCCUUACCUUCCUUCCUUCUCCCUGCCACGCAGGUAUCUCUGGGAAGAGUCAGAUUCUUUUUGCCCUCGUCUUCACAACCCGCUAUCUGGACCUGUUCACCACCUUCAUCUCUGUCUACAACACCGUGAUGAAGGUCAUUUUUUUGAUAUGUGCCUACAUCACCGUGUACAUGAUCUACGUGAAAUUCCGGAAAACAUUCGACAGUGAGAAUGACUCCUUUCGCCUUGAGUUCCUGCUGGUCCCUGUCACAGGCCUAUCGUUUCUGGAGAACCACAGCUUCACCCCCUUGGAGAUACUCUGGACCUUCUCUAUCUACCUGGAGUCCGUGGCUAUCCUUCCUCAGCUCUUCAUGAUCAGCAAGACGGGGGAAGCAGAAACCAUCACGACACACUACCUUUUCUUCCUGGGCCUCUACCGCGCUCUCUACAUUGCCAACUGGGUCUGGCGCUACUACACGGAGAAUUUCUAUGACCAGAUCGCUGUAGUUUCCGGGGUCGUACAAACCAUCUUCUACUGUGACUUCUUCUAUCUCUACAUUACCAAAGUCCUAAAAGGAAAGAAGCUGAGUCUCCCCAUGCCUGUUUGAAGACAUUUCCACAGACAAUGCAAGAAAUUCCGAAGAUGAAGCCCUUCAGAUCACAGCUUUCCUUUCCUGGUCCUUUUUGACUAACGAUGGCUCAGCCGAGUUUCACUCCAGUGCCAGCAAGACAAUGAGGCCUGGGAAGCUGAUACACUUUUCAUCCAUAUGAGACUUUCCCCCAGUUUUUUUUUUUUUAAUUUCUUCUUACUUGAACUCGGUGCCAGUAAGUAGUGCUGGCCAAUACUGAAGUAGUGCAAAUUGCUCUCUCCCGGCUCUUCCCAGCAUCUACCUCCAAAACACGCCUCUACCUUGACCCUGAGGCAGCACAAGGAGUGUAAGGGGAAUCGUCACUACCUUUAGUCCUUCAGCCCUUUAACGAGUGCCUGUGGUAAAGGGAACGUGGCACUAUUAACUCUGGUAACACAUACAACGCCACUGACCCGUUUCACACGUGACCACAUCUGACACAGCAGACGCUACAAACUGUUGCUUCGACUCUGUAUGAACUAACAUCCUCCUGAACCUUAACUCUGCCCGACACCCAUUCCAGUCAAGUCCCAUAACGUUCAGGAAAAAUACGUUCCCUUUGAAAGACACGAAUCUUCCAAUUCCACAGGUAUUCAAACAUCCUCCCCACUCACUCACUUUCAGUGACAGUUCCUUGUAUUCUACAAACGGGGAUCGUUUUGAUUAAAAUUCAGUGGGUUGCCGACAGGUGUUUCCAACUCCUUGAAUUUGACUUUUUUUAAGAACUGGGAAGAACAGGGGCAAAGACAGUUUUACACUCCAAAAAUAAAGACAAAGUUCACAAUUUAUUGACAACAGUGUUUUUAUUUAUACCUACAAAAGAAAACAAGAUGGUAUCAAAAGGACAAUUUACAAACUAAGAAUAGUAACAUAGCUCUUAGUAUCCUGUGUCUGAACACCACAGAUCUAUGAAUCUCUCAAUUCAAGUCUUCAUUAAUACAACAGGAAUGUGUUCAGAGACCAGCAGGUGUGUGAAACAAGAGGCUGAUCCCACACAAAGCCACUAACCCUUCCAUCGUUCAGAGAAGUCCAAACAGUAAAUUGCUUCAGGAAGUGGGAGGGGAGGAGACACCCAACUCAUUUGACACUCCCACAAACUGUCACAGAUUGAAAACAAGGCAAACAAUACUAGACGCUAAUGCUUUAUCAACAAGGGCCCUCCAGCUGGUAUAUGGAACAGAGCAGCGAGCACCAGGUGGGACAGGGGCAGCACAUGCCACGGUGCAUUUAUGCAUUCAGCAGUCUGGUUAACACUCUGAACUGAACCGAGACCCUGGACUUCAGCUGACCUCGAUGGCAAUAAAGCACUGCAAGACUUGGCAUAGACAUUUACAUGUGCACAAGUCCCCCCCAAAAGAAGUGAAAGCUAUAGCAGACUAUAAGGCAGCUUUGGCGGUCCAGAGACCCUUUUUAAAGCCAGUCAGUGAGAUGUCCUACUCCUACACCCCUUAAACACAUUUCUGCAUUGAACUCGCAAAUUUAAAAAAAAAAAAAGCGCAGCUCUACAUUUGCUUGCGAGGGAGGCCAAAGACAAAUCAGCCAGUGCCUGGAUAAACGACAUGUUUCUGGCUUUCACUUAACACAAGCAAAGGAACUUCCUGCCCAAGCACUGGAAUUAGAAGAUGGGACGAAGGAACCAAGGUUCUGGAAGAUCUCUCCCUUUUCCCUCUGUGUCAGCAACCUACCUGUGUACUGCACCAAAAAAAAAAAACCAAACCCAAAAAACGCGCAUUCAUCCCCCAAAAUUUUACUCUGGGAAGAAAUUAAAUUUAAAAAGAAAUCAUUUCUGUAUAAGCAAGCUCUUUUCCUGGGCUAUAAGAAGUUCCACUCUGCUACAGAAGGAGUGGGCUGCCUUGUUCAUCCAUAUGCAAGAACGCCAACAGAAAAAAAAACCAAAACGCUGCACUCUCAUAAUGCAAAGAUUAUGCCUCACAAACCAGAUGCAUCCAUUCUUUUGUCAUAUUUUCAGAUCAAGAGCAGCCAACUCCUGUUAUCAUCUACUGUCUCUGAACCGUCAGGUAUUAGAAAUAACAAGUCAACAACAUGCUUUACUAAAGGGGAAACCCCCUCACACCCACCUUAGCCUGUAAAAUAAACAAGUUUUAUUUACGUAUUUACUAAAAUUUCACUCUUCUCUAACAUUUUCUAAAAUGCUACCUACCUGCGAGAGCUCAGCUCAAAGGGACCAAUGGAGCAGGGAAAUGCACUCAAAAGCCAGGAAAAGCAAUAGUCAGAGCAAAGUACAAAAGAAAUAAAGCUUCAGAAUCAAGAUGCACUAACCAGCUCACCGCUUACCUCAUGAAAAGGAGAUUCCAGGCAAUCUCCUCCUCCUCCCUUCCUCCCCCUGCCCUCCCCCCCAGCCCACCCUAUUCAAACCUCUUAAAUUUAAGUGUGGAAAACUCUGUCACAUUUUAUUCAGCGUAGCAGCAUCCAGAACAUUCCCCGUGGCAAAAGGUAGUUUGUUCGCGAAGGACAGACAAACAAGAUACGCUGUUUAUCGUCUCAGUUCUGCUUAGUUUCUGGGCUCUCAAAUAAGACUUCUCUCAAUAAACCUGACAACAGGAAUUUGAGAGCAGAAACUAAUGGAAGGAUAACCAGGCUCCACACGUUUGCGACGCUGCAAUUUAACAAUCGUAGGGGAAGAACUUACUUGGCUAAACAUUACAGCAGUGGUACCUACAGUGACUAUCUGGUUUUCAGGUAUCGAAUCCAAGACAGGUUUGGUCUCUGACAACGGGGUUAUAUUCCCAACUUCCCUACUGCAGGCUGCUACAGGUACCAGAAGAUGGGG